GUGCGCACACUGUUGUAGAUAAGACCUUAUUUGCGAUCGGGUUUGGAGUGUUGGCAGAAAACGGUAACAAUCCACCGUCGUCUGUUCGACGGAAUCGUCAGUGGUGUCAACAACGAAUAUGGGCGCUAAAACGGUAACAAAAAUCGUCGCAAUCGUUGCUGCACUCGUUGCAGUCCAUCCGAUUGCCAGCUCUGCCGUCAAUGAUCCGGCCCAAGCUGAAGCCGAAUCGGAUCCAUCGUCGUCUUACCGGCUGCCGCGUGACACGAAACCGUUAGCUUACGGCUUGCGGCUAGUGCCAAAGUAUAACCAAGGCUCGGAUGUAUAUACAUUUGGAGGCCAGGUGGAGAUCCUCAUUUACAUAAAUUGCAUCACACCAAACGUGACGUUGAAUGCCAAGGACAUGCAGAUUCAGAGCGUGGCCAUCACUGAGUUUAAGACCCAGACGGACAUUCCGGUGGACUCUUACGAAUUAGACAACGACGCCGAGAUCCUGUACAUCUACGCAGCGAACAACCUGUUGGCUUACCGUCGGUAUCAGGUGAAGAUAGUUUUCCAAGGACUGCUGAGGACUGACAUGACCGGUUUCUAUAGGAGUAUGUAUAAGGAAAAUAAUGUAAACAAAUGGAUGGCUGUAUCGCAAUUCAAGCCCACGUACGCGAGGAGAGCGUUCCCAUGUUACGACGAACCUGAGUACAAAACUCCGUUCAAUAUAUCACUUGGCAGACAAGAGAAUCAGAUGACGUUAUCCAAUAUGCCUCGAUACUUUACGCAGAGACUAGAAUACUAUGGCUGGUAUGCGGAUCAUUAUGAAACGACACCACCAAUACCAACCUAUUUAGUGGGCGCACUUGUUGGUUAUUUGAAAAAAUCAGAUGCGAUAGAAGGAAGCGAGAUCGAUAUUUACACAUAUAGUGAUUACUUAGAUCAAGUGCUGUACGUUACGGCAGAAACUCCGACGUUGUUCGAAACCAUGAAGAAUUACACAGAUAGUUCAAACGAAUUGAAAAAAAUGGACUUUUUGUCGAUACCUGACUUUGAUGGAAAUGGGAUGGAAAACUGGGGAAUAAAUGCUUACCGAGAGAAGUACAUGUUGUUCGACGACGAUGCAAAAAUGAAAUUAAAAGAGCAAUCACAAAUGGUGAUCCAAAACCUUAAUAGCCACCAGUGGUUUGGUAAUUUAGUGACCUGUGCGUGGUGGGAUUACUUAUGGUUAAACGAUGGGUUCGGUCGGUAUUUCCAGUAUUUCGCGAUGGAAAUGGUAAAUCAGGACUGGCGGUUGGAAGAAUUAUUUGUCGUAGAGCAGCACCAGACUGCCAUGCAGUUCGACCAGACUCCGAGACACCCGAUUACCGCAUCCGUAAAAACUUCUGACGAAAUCCAAAGUUUACUUGAAGGAGUGAUUUGCAACAAAGCUGCUGCUGUUUUAAGGAUGUUAAGAUGCAUAGUAACUGAUGACAAUUUCAAAGAACCUUUACAGUUGUAUUUGAAUAACUUUAAAUACGGUGCAGUAACUCCGAGUAAUUUGUGGGCAGUAUUUGAAAAUUAUUACUUUGAAACUGGAUAUAAAUUGUCAGAUAACGUGCCAUUCACCAAUUUUAUACAGUCUUGGACUGAUCAGUCAGGUUAUCCAGUAAUAAACGUCACUAGAAAUCAAAACACUUAUAUUAUUUCGCAGAAACUUUUUUCGGUUUGGCCAUCCGAAAAUAAUACUACAAGCUGGUACAUUGGUCUUACUUACACUAAUAAUUUAGCUAGAAACUUUCGUGACUUAAGACCAGUUAGAUGGAUAAAACCUUCCACGACAGUAAUGUACUUGCGAGAUUCAAGUCUUUGUACUUGGGUGAUUUUCAAUUUGCAAAGCGCUGGAUUAUAUAGGGUGAACUAUGAUCUCAAUAAUUGGCAGCAACUUAUACAACAGUUGAACGAAUCAAAUACCGAUAUACAUGUUCUGAAUCGAGCACAGCUGAUCGAUGACUCGUUCAAUCUCGCAAGAGCAGGAAUGUUACAUUAUUCCGUAGCUUUGAACCUGUCGACUUACCUCAUGAAGGAAGACGAUGAAAUACCGUUUUACACAGCCAUUGACUGUUUGUCUUAUGUGGUCGAACGAAUGCGUCGUAGUGCUGAGGGUUACGAUUACAUAAAGUCUUAUGUUCGAAAAUUGGCCGAAUAUAUUUACAGAAAAACUGAACUUUUAGUUGUCCAAUAUCAAAAUGAUGAUCACACAACGAUAACAAGCUGGAAUAAAUUUUCUGUGUGGGCUUGCUACUUGGACGGUGAAUAUUGCACUAACAACGCAGUGUUAUAUUUCCAAAAAUGGAUAAAUAGAGAAAGAAUAUCACCCGACAUUAAAGACGCUGCCUUGUGUACAGGAAUUAAAGUCAGUAACAACGAAACUACGUGGCAAGGUGUGCUCAACGUGUACAUGACCACUAAAUCAGCAUCUGAAAAAUACUCAGCUCAGGCAGCAUUGGCUUGUUCACAAGACACAUCAAUAUUAUAUAGAUACUUGGAAUUGUUAUUUGACAGCAAUACAGGUGGCCCAAUACGUUUACAAGACUUCAAGGACAUAUGUGAUGCUAUGUCUUUGACACCUCAAGGGAUCGAAGCGUUAACGAACUUCUUAAUGAACAACCUAGAACGAAUGCUAAAGCAAAUACCUACCGGAGAGAGUAUCGUUACGUACAUGUAUAGGAUUUUAGCUUCAAAAGUAGCUCUUGAUAUUGAAAUAGCUAAGUUGAUAAAUUUGAAGAACGCUGCUGGAUUGCCACCAAAAAUUAAAGCUUCGUUCGACGAAUCGUACGUGCAGGUAGAACAAAAUCUCUUGUGGUAUAAACUUUACCACACCACAAUUAACCAAUGGACAGGAGCCCCGAUGGAACCUGUGCCAACUGAAUCGGAUACAACCUUGCCACCGUCGGACACCACUGUGCGUUUCUCAGAAACUACUGGGCCGUUGCCGGAUACGACUGUGACUGUGACGAAGUCAAAUACGACUGAAAAGCCAUUGGAUACAACCAUGUCGUCAAAUGGUACAACUAUGCCAGGAAUCACUGAACCGAUGAAACCAAUGCCAACUUAUCCAGAAUUUGAUUUCGAUAGCCCAACACCAGGUGUAAUAUCCAAGUGUCCUAAUAAAUCUGGUCAGUCGUCUUGUCGGAGUAGUUUGUUUUUCGUCAUUAUCGUUGUCAUCGCGUCAACAACUAUGGUCGUUUUGUAGAUUUUGAAAAAACAAAUGGCAUCCAAUUAUAUUCUUGGAUCAAUAAAUUUAAAUAUAUUCAUGUGUUGCACUGCUGGCCAUAAAGUCGUCAUAAGUUGUCAUUAAAUUAUAAUUGAAUAUGUGUUGUUCUUAAGACUAUGUUAUUGUUUCAAAUGUGUUAUAAUAAAAUAUUGUACCUACCUACUUCGUAUAUCCUAUGUUCGAUAGUUCUAAACUUCUAAAAAUAUUACUUUCUAUUGUAUAUUUGCAUUGUGAAGAACUGUUAGGUUAACAUAUAAAUGUUAUAAAAACUGAAACCAGUUACAUCUAAGUAUAAAUUAUGUAAUUUAAUUCUAGCUGUAAAUUAUCUUUGUUAAGAAAAUGUGUGUUAUUUGAAAUUGUAAUUAUAAUUUGAACAGUUUUAA
Molecule: messenger RNA, 3621 nt
Organism: Myzus persicae (green peach aphid)
Lineage: Eukaryota; Metazoa; Arthropoda; Insecta; Hemiptera; Aphididae
Product: glutamyl aminopeptidase-like
Exons: 12
Coding region: 119-3217 (1032 amino acids)
Biological process (GO): peptide catabolic process; proteolysis
Cellular component (GO): cytoplasm
Molecular function (GO): zinc ion binding; peptide binding; metalloaminopeptidase activity
Source: RefSeq, a predicted model, not a curated record